AUGACCCGCACCCGCAGUCAGUCAGCUGCGGCGAAGCAGGCAACGCCUUCGUCGGCUGGGCGAGCCACGCCUAGUUCGUCGACAUCGUCAAAGAGCAACGGCAAGAAAAGCCAGAACAAGUCUACAUCCCCUUCAGAGUCCAAGAGCAAAGCCUCAUCGCCGAGCAAGUCGCCCUCUCCGAAGUCGCAGGCUGUUGCCCGACAGUCCGCAGAUGAUCAAGAUUCUUCCGCAAAGGCCAAUGCUUUCGUCGACGUGCCCACCAUCCCGCUCUUCGACUUCGAUCUUCCGCUCGAGCUCGACACUCCGUACGGCUCGCGCAUCUCCGCAUUCAAUCCCGCACCCUACGAGGCCCUGCAACACAGAUUCAAGCAGUGGUUCCCAGACCUCGCGAUCCAAGACGAUGAUGAGCAUGACGGGCCUGCGCAGUCGUCAUCAAGCGCAGUCGGGCAAGACAGCAACGUCGAGCGAAAGGGAGGCCAGAAGAAGUCGGCCGCCCCUGCGCAGCCGUCAUCGAAAGAACAGAACAAGACUAUUUCGUCGAAACGCAAGGGCAAGGCCAAGAAGCCCGAUUGCAUUCACCUCGAGGUCGAGUUCGUGCCUGCCACCAUCUCGGACAUAGACCUGCAAUUGCCCCGCACUUCACAGGGCUGGUCGGGCGUCGCAUCUUCGAAGCCUCACAAUGCACUGGCUGUGGUCGCACUCGCCCCUCCGGACUAUACACCACCCGAUGAAGUCAAGGUUGAAAGCGUGCUUGCCUUCACUGAAGAUCCCGCAGCACGAGACGAAAGUCCAGAUUUGUCGGAAGAGCCUAUGAUCGACGAUCCCGAGACCUUGUUGCUUGGACACAUCAUCCCCUCGGCCUUCAAAGAUGCAUGGCACCCUCUCCUCCAUCUCGACCCCACUCUCUUGUCGAAGGAAUGGAUUCAACUGUACGGCGAGGUCACACUAGCUCCCCCCUUCCUUCCGCCCAGGCACGAGAUCUUUGGUCCUGAUUCUUGGGAAGCUUCGGCAAAGAAGGGCUCGACCGCGCCUGCCAAGCCUUACGAUCCCCCCAGGAACCCUUGGACGGACUUCCCAUAUGACGUGAGCAGCAGCCGUUUCAUCUCGCCGGAGGGAUCCAACGUGCCCUCUACUCGUCUGCUUGGGGUGCUCAGUGUGCAGGUCGGUCUGGAGCCCGCAGCACUCCAGUACGGCGCAGGCAACGAAGACGUCGACGGCUUUGUGGGUUCGGUUCAAGAUCUCAAGGACACACGCGCCGCAGGCACACUAGGCUUGGCAAGGGCCCUCCGUCGUGUCAUUCCCGCCAUUGUCGACUGGCAAGACGGCUUCAUCGAGCUCGACGAACAGGCCCACACGUUUUGGGACCGCAACGAGUCGUUCUACGAUCUACCUCCCAAGCAAAGAACGUUGGCUCGCCACCUGGUGCUCGACAAGGUCGAAUCGGUCGAUUUGCCCGCCUCCUCUUCCAAGUCUCCCAGCAAGAAGCGCAAAAAGUCGUCCACCGCGUCCAGGCCAUCGUCAACAUCGACUUCGAGGAUCUCACUCUUGUCUGCUCCGACGUCGGCAUUCGAAGAUGAAGAGGAGCCGGAAGAUCGACUCGACCUGUGCCUUUGCCCGAAUUGUCGUGGCCGCCGUCGUCAGGCCGCUCGAAGAGCAGCUGAAGCUUCACGACCAGCCGAACCUCCUCGUCCGAAGGCUGAUGUGCUGCCGCUCGGAGAGCAAAUCACCAGUACAGACCCGAGGCUCGGCGAUAUCACGAGUGAUAAAUUCCUGCCCCUCGACGUCAACAUCGCAAGCCUGCUCGAGGCGUGCCGUCCACCUCUUGGUGGGCCCGAGGUCUUUCCGCCUUCCGACAUCAUUCCCACGCCCUUGUUGGGCUAUCAAGCUCGAUGUCUAGCGUGGAUGAUCAAGCGCGAAACUGUGGUGGAUGAAGACGUCAGCCAUCUGAUGCCCAACUGGUUCCCCCUGCGAUGCAAGAAUGCCGACCUCAUCAAACAUCGGCGCCUGCAGCUGGAAGCGGAACGCGAAGCACUCCUGGAGGCAAUGCACCGCGGUCUGUCUCGAUCACGUCGUAAUGCCCUCGUCAAAUCUGCUCAAGCGACUGUUCAUCCCGCCAUCGGCGCAGUCAAAUCCGAGACUCUCGACGAAGGCCCACGCAAUUCCAAGACCGCAUCCGGGCAAGGGGGCGCUCGCGCAAAGAACCCGGUCAAUUCGGGGAGCAACCUCAGCAGUGAACUCAAGAGGGAACCUUUCAUCGAUCCGUUCGACCAGGUCUUCUACUUUGACCAAGUGUCUGGCCUGCUAAGUCUCCGUCGCUUCUCUUGUCGUCCGACCGAGCCAGGAGGCGCACUCUGCGAGUCCAUGGGGCUUGGCAAGACGCUCGAAAGUCUAGCUCUCAUUGCAGCUCACCCGCGACCGGAAAAUCCGGAUCUCCUCGCGUACGAUACCUCCCGCAGUGCUAGGAUGAUCGCAGAGAUGGAGCCUUCCGAGCGUCCCUUCGUCUCUCGGGCGACACUCGUCGUCUGUCCCGCUGCAUUGGUCGAACAGUGGAUGGAUGAGAUCCGCAAGCAUUUCCGCAGCCGUCUCACUCUCGAUGUGGACACGUCCAUGUCGGACGAUGCGACCAUUCUCAAUCAGCAGGCAGGAGUGGUGCGCUACAAGCACAGCGACUUUGCUUGGAACGUCAGUUCAUCGCGUAGCGAAGUUCGAGCCCUUGCCAAAGAGAGGCUCACCCAGCCCGACAUUGUCGUCGCAACCUACGAAGAGCUGGCUUUUCAGCUUUCCGAAAGCCAUCGCGUGCCAGUCAGCGACGAUCAAGUCCGGACACCUCUGCUCGAGGUGCAUUUCUGGCGCAUCCUCUUGGACGAGGCUCAGAUCGUCGCGGGAGCGUCGGGCAAGGCCACCAACAUGGUUCACGAGCUUUGGCGCAGUAACUGCUGGAUGGUGACUGGCACGCCCGUCACCAAAGGCAUUCGCGAUAUCCAAGGCAUUUUCGCCUUCAUGGACCACGAUCCGUUCGCAGCGCCGCGCUUCUUCAAUGAGAUCCUCCAAGAGCCCUUCACUCGCGGCUGUGUCGAAGGCAUUCGCCGCCUGCGAGCAAUCCUCCCCCGCUUCGUCUGGCGACAUACGCAGGCUCAUGUCGAGGACGAGAUCGUGCUGCCUCCGUGUAAGAGUGAGGUCUUGGAGAUCAACCUCAAGCACGUAGAGAGGCUCUUCUACGAUAAGGAAGUGCGCAAGUUCCGCGAGAGCUUCGCCAAGCAGGCCGCACGUGGCGUCGCCAACGUUCCUCAACCGUCCUUCCUGGUCCAUCUCCGACAACUGCUCAGCCACCCUCAGGUCGCCGACGAGCUCAUGCUCUUCCACAACUACUCGCGUCUCUCGUUCGCCGAACUGUUCCGUCGUUUCUGCAAACAAGCCGAAGCCGAACUGAAUUCGACCCGCCUACAUGUCAUCAACAACACCCUGCAGCUCGUUUGGGGCCACGAUUUUUACCACGAAGAGAAGGACAAACGUCAUUGGCGCGGAGGCCCAUCGCCGCUGCAGAAGCCCGAGGACAUUCGCAAGUUGCUCGAAUCGACCCUGCGCAUCGUCAAUCUUGCCCUGGACGAAGUUCAGGUCAGACGGGCGAUUGGAACCGAGCCCCCGGAGGUCGACGACGAUGAAUUGUACGCACGCCUCCGAGCCGAUCCCGCCAUCCGAUUUGGCAUCAACUGGGAAGAGGCCAAGUAUUGGCUCCUUACUCUCUUGCAAAAGCAUGCCGAUCCCUCUUCGGGCGAUCAUCAGACUCAACCGCUCGAACCGCCAAGGCGCUGGGAUCCGGAACGUCCUAAUCGGUCCGUGUUUGACAAGGAGUUCAAGAACGCGGACGAUAAGACAGUCGAUCUGAAAGAUCCCAGGUAUCAUCUUGUCGUACAGGAUGCGGGUGCCGAGGACAUGGACGAGGAAGAUUACCUGGCUCAGAUCGAGGCCGCCCAAAUGGCCAAAGACGGCGAACCACGAAAGAAGGUCAAGAUGGACCCCGCAUUCGAGCCCGGCACGCUCAAGAAGUCGCGCCUUCGCGGCAAAGCAUCGCAACGUCAGAUCGAGCGCGUCUGGUUCUACAAGCCCAAGGAGCGUCUCGACACGACGCAUGCACGACUUUUGCAGUUCCAGGCAUUGCUUCCAGGCAAGGAGCACGAGCUUGCCUUCCUCCGACAGCAAUUGUUCGAGGGCCAGACCGUUGAGGCCAAUGCUCAAAUUGGUCAGACCACCAAUAGCACACCUGAAGCCUCUUCACCCGAUCAAGCUGCCUUGCAGUCUUCAGGCGCAGAAUGUGGCAUCUGCUUCGAGCCCAAGGUCCAAAUCGGCGUCCUCCCGUGCUAUCACUCCUUCUGCGUCGAAUGCAUCGACACACUCUGCGAGAACACGCCCAGAUCGCGUUACGUCAUGAGCAGCUGGAACAUGCCACGCUGCCCUUCAUGCCGACUCAAAUUCUCCCCGGAUCGCGUCACACGAAUUAUGGAGCGAGGAAGAUCGGCUUCGACCGAUGGCUUUGACGAGGUGGCCGGCGACUGGAGCGGCAAGAUCUCAGGUGUCAUUCUGGAUCUCAAGGCACGACUAGCGCAAGACCCGACACACAAAGCCGUUAUCUUCUCGCACUGGCCCAAGAUGCUGUCCUUCGUGCGCGAUGCUAUGACACAGAACGACGUGCCAGCAGUGGUCUUUGGGGGCAACGAGGCUAAGCAAUCGGAAGCGCUGCGGGCCAUCCGUGACGAUGACGAUGUCAGGGUGAUCCUCGUGCCUUUCCGGGCCAGUGCAGGCGCGGCAGGCCUUACGCUUACCUCUUGUGAUCUGGCGUACCUCAUGGAGCCGGCUCUUGAUAUUGCGCUCGAGGCGCAAGCAGUGGCCAGGAUACAUCGCAUCGGUCAGCGACGCGAGACCACGAUCCUCCGCGUCAAGAUGAAGGACACGAUCGAGGACGCAGUUAUGCGCGUGGCGGAGGAACGCUCACGCCGCGGCAUGGCCCUCGCCACUCACGCUGCUCCCGGCAUCGAUAUAGCAGGAGCUCAAAGUGCUACUGUCGAGGCAGAUGUCGCCGCUGCCGGCUCAUCCGCUGCUGCAGAGAGCUCGGGCGCGUCCAGCAGUCGAACGAUGGAGGGCUUAGGUCAGCCGGGUGCAGCCUCUUCUUCUGUGCACGUGAAGCUCGAGCGCGAGGACACAAUGCCGCUCGCACCUGCGGCUCCCAAUCUACGAGAGCGUUCCAUCAAAGCAUCCGUAGGCGCCUCGGUCGGAGCGGGUCGUGAAUCAGACAAUACGAGUCUUACGAUGGCGGAAGUCGGCCUCAUUCUCGGUUUCGACGUCGGCGAAGAAAAGAGAAAGUCGAGCCAGCGUCGAGCAUCUCUUCAACAACGCGCAGUGGGGGUAUGGGGGUAUGAAGACAUGGAAGAAAACUGGGUUGACGAGUUGAGCGAGCGCGAGCUCGACGAUCUCGAGGAGGAAUUGGCCAUGGAAGAGGAAGAAAUGGCCGCCGACUUGGGCAUGGGUGACGACGACCUUGACGUCGGCGACGACGACGACAACGAAGUUCUCCCGAUGACGAGGGAGAUGGCAGAGGAUAUGGAGAUACUGAACGACGACGGCAGCAUCGACUGGGAAGCACUGCAGUACGCUCCUCGAUCCAUUGUGGAGAUGGCAGAGGCUUACGAGCUAGAGCGAGAACGACAAAGCCGCUGA
Messenger RNA from Kalmanozyma brasiliensis GHG001, 5712 nucleotides. RefSeq names its product Zinc finger, C3HC4 RING-type. NCBI's taxonomy places the organism in Eukaryota, Fungi, Basidiomycota, Ustilaginomycetes, Ustilaginales. The record is from RefSeq and is a predicted model, not a curated record. Gene Ontology annotation, molecular function: ATP-dependent chromatin remodeler activity; ATP binding; metal ion binding. Bases 1 to 5712 code for a protein of 1903 amino acids. The transcript has a single exon.